AAUACCAAACCGUGCUAAGCCUCUGUAGUACCACUAUACUCUGCUAUAGUCUGUCUACCGAAUAUUCUCCGGCAACAAUGGAUUCCGAUACUUCUUAUUUUCAAAAAACGGUGACGCUUCGAGACUGGUGGUUAGUAAUAUCCGACGGUGACAAAUUCAAAAAGGGCCUUGCUGUUUCCGGUUUUACUUGUACAGGGAAAAAACAAGCAAUGCGUGUGUUUCAUUCUGCGGCUAUUACUAAAAGAUUUGAUGCUUUUACUGUUGAGACGGCUGAUGGUAUAAUUGUUGUUUUUCAAGGCUUUAUUAAUAAGCUGCGAACUGCCGAAAAUGGAUUUUCGUCUGAGGUUUUCAAGCACUUCUUGUUUGGAUUUCCACCUUGUUGGGAAGAAUGUGCUGGCAAAUGGGCCAAACAAGCCAGAGCAGAAGAAAAUGAUGUUGGUAAUAUAGAAAAUAAUGCAACAGAGAACCGUCAACCCUCAUCAAGUUCUCCUAAAUAUGCUGAUAGUUUAAUGAAGGAUAAGGGAGUGGUGGAAGUAGGAUCUUCGAGCAAUCAUGCAGUAGAACCUUCUGAGAGGUCAGAUGAUCAUGAAAGCAACAAGAAAAGCAAGGAGUCCAUUGAAAAAUCAAUAAAUGAACAGUCAGCUUUUGUAACAAGUGUCAUCAUUGAGAAUGAUGCAUCAAAAGAAAGUUUAAUACUUGAGAGUGCUGAUAUGAGGAAUCCUGAUGCCUCCAUUCAGUCAAAAAAAUCAGAAAAGAUGAGAAAACAAAUUCAGGGAAACAAGCGCGACCUAAUUUGUGAACUUACAAAUGUUUCAACUGCUUCUUUAUCUCAAGAUCCUAAGGCUGUAUUAGGAUGUGUUAAUGAGGAAGAAGUAGGAUGUGAUGACUCUGUACUGACACCUACUGUCGGAGAUUCUGGUACUUUAGAACAAUGUUUGUUUAGUUCUGAGGAUACUGCAGUGCAGGCUGUCAUAGGAAUGAAUGAUGUCACUCAAUCUCCAAUAAAAAGGAGAUCAGAGGAUGCAAUUCCCAGUAAUUCUGAUUGCCGAAGACGAAGCAGGCGCAUGGCGAAUUUGAAUAACAGCAAGAACCACAAACCUGUGUCUGGAUGUUCUGUGAAGCACCAGAAAAAUGAUCCGACUCCAGACCUUAUCAACCGCCAACAGAAAAGAAGACUGAAGAACUGUUCCCAUCCAACUCUUGAGGAAGAACCCGAAUCGCCACAGGUUUUCAAUAAUUUCUUGUUUGGAUUUCCACCUUGUGGGGAAGAAGGUGCUGGGAAAUGGGUUAAACAAGCCAGAACAAAAGAAAAUGAUAUCGGUAAUGUAGAGAAUAAUACAACAGAGAACCUUCAAUCUUUAUCAAGUUGUCCUAAAAAUGCUGAUAGUUUAAUGGAGGAUAACGGAGUGGUAAAAGUAGGACCUUCGAGCAAUCAUGCAGUAGAAUCUUCUGAGAGGUUAGAUGAUUAUGAAAGCAACAAGAAAAGCAAGGAGUCCAUUGAAAAGUCAAGAAAUGAACAGUCAGCUCCUUUAACAAGUGUCGCCAUCGAGAAUGAUACAUUAAAAGAAGGUUCAUUACAUGAAAAUGCUGAUAUGAGCAAUCCUAAUGCCUCCAUUCAGUCAAAGAAAUCCGAGAAGAUGAUAAAGCAAAUUCAGGGAAACAAGUACGAGAUAAUUUGUGGACUUACAAAUGUUUCAACUGCUUCUUUGUCUCAAGAUCCUAGGGCUGUAUUAGGAUGUGUUAAUGAGGAAGAAGUAAGAUGUGAUAAUUCUGUACUAUCACCUACUGUUGCAGAAAUGAAUGAUGUUACCCAAUCUGCAAUAAAAAGGAGAUCAGAGGAUGCUAUUCCCAGUAAUUCUGAUUGCCUAAGGCGGAGCAGGCGCAUGGCGAAUUUGAAUAACAGCAAGAACCAUGAACCUGUGUCUGGAUGCUCUUUGAAGCACAAAAAAGAUGAGGCUACACCAGACCUUAUCAACCACCUGCAGAAAAGAGGAUUGAAGAAUUGUUCCCGUCCAAGUCUUGGAAAAGAACCUGAAUCGCCACAGGUUAUUCUUAAAACUGCGAGAAGGUCAACAAUUAUGUCUGAGAAUUGCAGGAAAAAAGUUGAACAAUUAUCAGUCAAGCGAGGAGGUUUGUCCGUAGAGAAAACCAGAAGGAAGAGUAUUCAUGAUGCUCAUAAAAGCACAGAUGAAAAGAUUUUUCUCUCUCCUGAAUCCUUGAAUCUUAAAAGAUCUAGAUCAGGGAGAUUACUAUUACCUACUCUGGAUUUCUGGCGCAACCAAAUUCCAUUAUAUGAUGCGACCAGGGGACAAGGAGGACAACCUGCUCAACACACAGAGUGGAGUCUUAUGAUCGUAAUAUCUCUGGAAUUCUGGAAGAAAAACCAUCUAGAGGGAGUAAAUCCGAGCCUCAGAAGAAGCAAAAGCGAAGAUGAUAAUUCACACAACCGCCGAUUACAGUAGCCCUUGGGAUCAGUGUGGUCACCUUGUACCUGGUUGCAAAUUUUGUUUUGACAAGGGAGAAGCUGGGGGGGAUGAUAAUGGACAUACAAAUCAUGGGAAUUGCAAUAUGGGUUUUUUCUGCCUUAAAAUACUCUCGUAAUUAGCUAUGUAAUUAAUUAUAGGCUACUUAAGUUGGGCCAAUGUUUGCUGUUGUAGUAGUAGUUAUCUAUGUAAAUGUAGGCUAAUCAAGUUGGCCGAUCUUUUGUUUUUGUAGCAACUCUUUCUAAAAUAGAGUUAUUUUCUUUCUAACAAA
Mercurialis annua (annual mercury) is the source of this 2754-nucleotide messenger RNA. RefSeq names its product kinetochore-associated protein KNL-2 homolog. Lineage: Eukaryota; Viridiplantae; Streptophyta; Magnoliopsida; Malpighiales; Euphorbiaceae. The record is from RefSeq and is a predicted model, not a curated record. The transcript is spliced from 10 exons. Bases 78 to 2462 code for a protein of 794 amino acids.